Nycticebus coucang (slow loris) is the source of this 729-nucleotide messenger RNA. It is a transcript of the gene GLIPR1L1, whose product is annotated as GLIPR1 like 1. The record is from RefSeq and is a predicted model, not a curated record. Gene Ontology annotation, cellular component: extracellular region. Lineage: Eukaryota; Metazoa; Chordata; Mammalia; Primates; Lorisidae. The transcript is spliced from 6 exons. Bases 1 to 729 code for a protein of 242 amino acids.
AUGGCUGUGAAGAGGAAACUGUAUUGCUUAUGGACCUUAGGUCUGUGUCUGGUAGCCAGUAAAUCGUCCAAAAUCCCGUCCAUCACCGACCCAAGGUUUAUAGACCAAUGUGUCAGGGCUCACAACGAAUGGCGUAGCGAUGUCAACCCCCCUGCCGCAGACAUGAAAUACAUGAGUUGGGAUGCAGGUUUAGCGAAGAUGUCUAGAGCAUGGGCAAACAAGUGCACAUUUAAACAUAACACCUGUUUAGAUAAAGCAUAUGAAUGCUAUGCCGCUUUUGAAUAUGUUGGAGAAAAUAUUUGGUCAGGUGGAUUAAAUUCAUUUUCACCAAAGUAUGCCGUCACUGCUUGGUAUGAUGAAUAUAAAUUUUAUGACUUUAAUAACCUAUCAUGUUCCGAAGUUUGUGGCCAUUAUACACAGGUAGUUUGGGCCAAAUCAGAUAAAGUUGGUUGUGCAGCUGCAUCUUGUCCUAACCUUGGACAUCCUACAAGUACAAUGUUUGUAUGCAACUAUGGACCUGCAGGAAAUUAUGCAAAUAUGCGGCCUUACCAAAAAGGACCAUCUUGUUCUCUGUGCCCACCAGGAGAUAAAUGUAUAAUGAACCUCUGCAGGACUCCAAAACUUAUUUUCCCUAAAGAAAAACCAGUUCAGGAGCCAAUGGGGAAAGCAUCUCAGCGGAUAGCUUUUAAUCUUUUCAGCCUAGGCUUUUUGCUUCUGAGAAUCUUUUAA